Molecule: messenger RNA, 1557 nt
Organism: Microbotryum saponariae
Lineage: Eukaryota; Fungi; Basidiomycota; Microbotryomycetes; Microbotryales; Microbotryaceae
Source: the annotation of a GenBank genome assembly
AUGCUUCAUGCUCCACAGUCCGCCGAGAACAAGCUCGCCGCCGCCAAGUCGGCCGUUGCUACUGGUGAGUGCACGGCUUCUGAUCCCUUCGCGAGCGGGGUGCCUUUACCGCCGCGGCCAUCGUACACUCGUCGCUGACCGAGCUCCGCCUCUGCGAUCGUACUCUCUACCAACCCCCAUAGAGGCGCAGAAGAUCUCCGCCAAGGUCGACUCGGGCAAGAUCGAGCUCUACUCGGGCAAGUACUACUACACGUGCGCCCUCGGUGGUGCCGUCGCUUGCGGUGCGACCCACGCUCUCGUCACUCCUCUCGAUUUGGUCAAGUGCCGAAAGCAGGUCAGUGAUUCUCGUCGAUGCGCCAUGUCAAUCCCGAGGCGUCACCGGAAAAUUGAAUGCUCUAUCUGCCGUCCUACGCCUCGCGCCGCCCAUCCAGGUUGACAAGAACUUGUACAAGUCCAACAUGGACGGAUGGACCAAGAUCAUGAAGACCGAAGGCGGCUUCAAGGGUCUCUAGUGAGGCGAAACUCGGUCACGAGAUAUUGCAGAGAGUGGGAUGGGGUUGUUGACGAGAUGGCUUCGCUCCGUAUGACAGCACCGGUGUCGGCCCCACGUUGCUCGGUUACUCCAUGCAAGGUGCCGCCAAGUACGGUUUCUACGAAUACUUCAAAAAGACCUACGCCGACAUGGCCGGCCCCGAAAACGCCGUCAAGUACAAGGAUGCCAUCUACCUUGCCGGUUCCGCCUCGGCCGAGUUCUUCGCCGACAUCGCCCUCGUCCCCGUAAGUUUGUGAAGGCGAAGUACUUCGCAUCGACGCGGCAUCCUGAAACGUCGUCUUACCCUUCUCUCGUCAUCGCGCACAGAUGGAAACCGUCAAGGUCCGCAUGCAAACCACGUUCCCUCCCUUCGCCUCGGGCGCCCUCAACGGUGUUAACAAGGUCGUUGCCUCCGAAGGAGCUGGCGCGUGAGUGUCUUCGGGUCGCAGCAGCAGAUUUCGUGCCCCCUCCACCCAUUCCAGACUGACUCCCUUGCCUGUCACCGAUCUUUGUUGCAGUUUGUUCAAGUCGCUCCCCUCGCUCUGGUCCCGUCAGAUCCCCUACACGAUGAUGAAGUUCUGGUCCUUCGAGGGCUUCGUCCAGGCCAUUUAUGCUCGCAUCCCCAAACCCCGAUCGGAAUGCACCAAGCUCGAGCAGCUCGGUGUCUCGGCCGCUGCCGGUUACGCUGCCGGUGUCUUCUGCGCCAUCGUCUCUCACCCUGCCGACACCAUGGUCUCGAAGCUCAACGCUCCCCUCGCGCCCGGCGCCGCCAAGCUGACCGUCGGUACCAUCUACAAGGACAUCGGCUUCAGCGGUCUCUGGGGUGGUCUUGGUACUCGUAUCAUCAUGAUCGGUACCCUCACCGCUCUCCAAUGGCUGAUUUACGAUACCUUCAAGGGUACGUUUUCUUGUGCAACUGGCUCGUUGUGCCCGGAUCAUUCCUGCUGACCCAAUGCCCUGACUCCCCGCCCGUCAUAGUCACCAUGGGUCUCCCUACCACCGGUGCCGCCGAGCCCAAGAAGUAA